AUGGGCAUGUCAAGGAUGCAAGAACAACUUUGCUGUCAUUCCAUCCCUGGAAAAGCUUCAAAUGCCUUUAAAGAAAAGGAUGCAAAACCCCAACUCAACCCAGAGAAAAUUAAGAGUAUAUGUGAGCAUCAUUUCAAUGCACAUGGUUGAGAUGCCGAAACAUUGAUUCAAAGAAGCCGUCAAUGCUGGCUGCUCUGGAAAAGAACAAGAACAAAGAUGUCCAACACAUUAUUGGUCUGUUAGAGGAUUGUCACCCGAACAAGAAAAAGGAUGACAGUGGUGUUGAAAUUUUGACUAUUGUCAAAAAAAGCACAUCCCCGAAGGUGCUAUUAACUGGAUCUCUUGGUGACAUUCACUAGACCUUGUGGCUGAAGGCAUGGUAGCAAUAAAGUUUAAGCAGUUUUCCAUCUUAAAUGAAGUUAUGUGUUUGCUGACUGCAUUGUAUGUAUCCAACGCAGAGAACCCUAAAGCUGGAGAUGCCAAUACUCGAUCAUAAUCACUUGGCAAGUGAACGGGAGUGGGGAAGAGCGUUGACUGUUCUUACCGCUAUUACUCAUGGUUAUGUCUGGCAAAAUGGGCAAAACAAUCCACCAAAGAUUAUUCCAAAGUGUUUAUCAAUACCAUUGGUGGCGGCUGCAAAUCAUAUUGGUGUGUAUCCUGUUGCUUGCGUCUGGUCAUCUCUGAUCAAUAACUGGAAAAUUAAAGAUGAAACAAGACCCGCUUUGGAUAUAAGCAACAUUGAUAUGCAAUCUUUAUAUACCGGAUCAAAUGAGGAGAUUUGGUUCUUUUUAAUUCACUGGGAUAUAGAAAUCCAGUCUGUACCAGGAAUUAAGAGUGUAGUCGCUGCACAAAAAGCUGUGCGUGACAAAAUCAAGAACUACUCUGCGCAUGCUUGGUCGUUUUACAAGCAACUAUUCAGAAAUUAA
Messenger RNA from Dendronephthya gigantea, 926 nucleotides. RefSeq names its product indoleamine 2,3-dioxygenase 2-like. Gene Ontology annotation, cellular component: cytoplasm. The transcript is spliced from 10 exons. The coding region runs from base 444 to 926 and encodes 160 amino acids. The record is from RefSeq and is a predicted model, not a curated record. Gene Ontology annotation, molecular function: heme binding; L-tryptophan 2,3-dioxygenase activity; metal ion binding. Gene Ontology annotation, biological process: 'de novo' NAD+ biosynthetic process from L-tryptophan. Lineage: Eukaryota; Metazoa; Cnidaria; Anthozoa; Malacalcyonacea; Nephtheidae.